Solea solea (common sole) is the source of this 6382-nucleotide messenger RNA. RefSeq names its product receptor-type tyrosine-protein phosphatase N2-like. The transcript is spliced from 23 exons. Gene Ontology annotation, biological process: protein dephosphorylation. The coding region runs from base 199 to 3282 and encodes 1027 amino acids. The record is from RefSeq and is a predicted model, not a curated record. Gene Ontology annotation, cellular component: secretory granule. Gene Ontology annotation, molecular function: protein tyrosine phosphatase activity. NCBI's taxonomy places the organism in Eukaryota, Metazoa, Chordata, Actinopteri, Pleuronectiformes, Soleidae.
UGUGUGGUGAACACUAGUGUGUGUGUGAGCCGCCUCCUCCUCCUCCAGCAGCAGGACGACUCACGCCCUGCUGCAUCCUCUCCUCCUCCGCCUACAUUCAUCCAUCCACAGCCCCCGGCUCUUCAGGAAGGAAGACGAACCGAACCCCCUAGAAAAAAUGUCGUUUUAACAGCGGAGUGCUAAAAACCCAGAGGAGACAUGAAUCGCUCGCCUUCCUCCUGCCACCUGCUCCUCUUCCUCAUCUUCCUCUCCUCCCCCGCUUCCUCUGACAGGAGAUUCGGUUGCCUGUUUGAGAAUGAACUGUGUUCAGCAUACGAGAUCUGUGUCAACGAUGGGAUGUUUGGGAGGUGUCACUCUGUUCCAGUGAAGGACAUUUACACCUACGAUGUCUCCCCAUCUGUGGUGCAGCGUUUCAGGAUGCUGCUGGAGAAGCUGUCCAACAGAGGUUUGACCUGGGAAGAUGAUGCCACACAGCAGGUUCUGUCCAAGGAGUUGUCCAAACUGAGGAGAGUUCCUUUCAGGCCGCAGCAGAACAGACCUGCUUACGACACAGAGGGCAGGCCUGCAGCUGAGGCGAUGGACCCGGUGGACCAGAGAGUGAAGCCUGUGGAGGUGGAGCUGAGGAGGAACCUGCAGACGUACCUCCAGCGUCUCGGCCUCCUCCCCAUGAUGUCGUCUGCUGCCAGUAAGAACACUCCCGGCACGAGCGACACUUUCCAGUCUGGCCUCCCUGCCGACCUCCCUCGCUUAAAGGCCCAGACUUUGGCUCAGAAAUCGUCUCCUUCUAGCUUCUCUUCACUCUCAUCUCGCCAAUCUUUGGCGAGCCAUCUCCUCGCCACACAAUUUGACGGUAACCUUCUCCUGAGCGCCCUCAGGCAGUAUCUCUCUGGGCAUCUCCGCCCACUGCACGGCGAGGAGCAGGGGGUUCCCUCGUCACGCCCGAGGCCGCCCCACGGCAACGGAAUAGAAAACUCUGGGCUCAAAAAGGACACGUUGAAAACCAGGCUUCUGAAGAUGGGGAGAACACAAGGAGCUUCAGCCAAGGAUCUGCUCACGUCUGUGGACGAGAGGUUCAUUCAGAAGGUUUUGAAGAACGUCGGCAGGCAGCACGUGAACGUGGACAACCUAACGCCACAGGACCUGGAUCAACUGUCCAGCCUGAUAGCCGAUGCUCUGCAGGUGGUGGACCGGGACCGAGGACUAACCCGGGGCCCGACUCAGGCUAGGCCGGGACCUAGGGACCUGCAGGGGGCGCUACGGAGUGCAGAUGAAGAGGUGGAGGAACGAGAAGAAGAUGAUAAUGAAGGGAAGGUGAUAGAGAACGCUCCGACGCUAGAACCUCAGGGGAGCGCUGCGAUGGCGCCGGCAGCUCUUCAAGAACAUCACAUGGAAACUGAAGAGCAGAAUGUGAAGGACAUGGACGAUAGCGGGACGAACCUCCUCACCAAACUUCUUGCAUACUUGGACAAAACGUCUCCGUCGGUGCGGAACCUGAACUACGUUGCCAUGGAGACGACCGGGGGGCGACCGGCGGGUCAGGAGAAUGUGCAGAGUCGGACCAGCGAGGCCGGCGUGACGGUGCAGAAGAAGGACGCCACGCAGUCGGUGGAGGAAGUGUCGGAGGUGGAGGGCUGGAUCAAGGAGGUGGCGCCCCCUCCUGCUUCGCUUGUGUACGACAAGCCGCACCAGAAGACGAUACACAUUCCCGAACUCCAGUUGGACGUCAAAGACCACAGGAAGAAGGCUGACGAUGACGUCUUUGGCUACGUCAUCACCGACACAGAGCUCCAGACAGACGAAGGCCUCCACCUGAUGGAGGUCCUGGCUCACAGGGCCGGAAUCCAGAUGUCCGACUUUGCCAAACUCUCGGUGGUGGGCCCGGCUGUGACCUUCAAAGUGAGCCCGAACACUCACAACGUCAGCACCGCAGAUGUGGCCAACGUGGCAGUUCAACACAAAGUGGAUUUGGAGAAGGAGGCCAAGCUCAGCAUCCUGGAGGCCGGAGUCACAGAUGAAAGCCAGAUCAACCAGAUCCCGUCCAAGUUCAGUCAGGCCGAGUCCACCAAGUUCCUCAUCCUGACUGUCGUGUCCAUCCUGUGCAUCGUCGGCGUGCUGCUGGCCUCCACUACUGUCUACUGCCUCCGCCAUCGCUCCCACCACAAGCUCAAGGAGAAGCUCACCAACCUGGGAACAGACACCAGCGGUGAUGCUACUGCCACUUAUCAGGAACUGUGUCGUCAGCGUAUGGCGGUCAAACCUCCAGCCGAGCGUCCAGAACCCAUCUCGUCCAGGAUCAACAGCGUGUCGUCACAGUUCAGCGACGGCGGCGGUGGCGCAGCCGUCAGUCCGUCUGCGCGGAGCAGCAUCUCCUCCUGGAGCGAGGAGCCCGUCCACUCCAGCAUGGACAUCUCCACCGGUCACAUGAUACUGUCCUACAUGGAGGACCACCUGAAGAACAAGGACCGCCUGGAGAAGGAGUGGGAGGCGCUGUGUGCGUAUCAGGCGGAACCAAACGCCUCCACCAUCGGCCUGAAGGACGGCAACGUUAAGAAGAACCGCUCUGCUGCUGUGGUGGCAUACGAUCACUCCAGGAUCACUUUGAAGGUGGAGAGCAGCCACGGGAACUCUGACUACAUCAAUGCCAGCCCCAUCAUGGAUCACGAUCCCAGGAACCCGGCGUACAUCGCAACCCAAGGCCCUCUGCCCUCCACGGUGGCUGAUUUCUGGCAGAUGGUGUGGGAGAACGGCUGCGUGGUCAUCGUCAUGCUGACGCCUCUCGUCGAGAGCGGCGUGAAGCAGUGCUACCAUUACUGGCCAGACGAGGGCUCCAACCUGUACCACAUCUACGAGGUCAACCUCGUGUCUGAACACAUCUGGUGUGACGACUUCCUGGUCCGUAGCUUCUACCUGAAGAACAUGCAGACCAACGAGACGCGCACCGUGACUCAGUUCCACUUCCUGACUUGGCUCAACCAGAACGUUCCGGAGACCAGCCGGACGCUCCUCGACUUCCGCAGGAAAGUUAAUAAGUGCUACCGCGGACGCUCGUGUCCAAUCAUUGUCCACUGCAGCGACGGCUCAGGCAGAACUGGAACCUAUGUCCUGGUCGACAUGGUCCUCAACAAGAUGGCUAAAGGUGCCAAGGAGAUUGAUAUUGCCGCAACUCUGGAGCAUCUGCGGGACCAGAGGCCGGGAAUGGUUCAGAACAAGGAUCAGUUUGAGUUUGCGCUGACAGCCGUUGCUGAGGAAGUGAAUGCCAUAUUGAAAUCGCUUCCACAGUAGUACGGAGCGCCAUUUUCUCACGUCCGUUUCUCAAGUGCUCCUGUUCUCUGUUACUGCUUCCUCCUCCAUCCCGUCCUCUCCCGUCCUCUCUCUUCUCUCACCGUCUUGUUUUUGUCCUCUGUUCUUUCCAUUCAGUGCACUCCUGUUUUUCUCGGAACUCGUAACUUGGUAGUGGGAAGGACGCUACGCACGAGUCAUGGCCGUCAAGGUUUCUUCAAAACUUAAAAAAAAGGAUGCUUUUUUAUUUUUGGUUAAUGUUAGCGUUGUAGCCAACUAGCAGGCUAAUGUAGCACAUUUAAUCACAAAAACAUCAUCAAAGAGAGCGCAGCACUGUGUGUGUACGACUUUGUAUUUUGGACACGAAUGAGAAAAGUAAUUUACUAACUUAAGCUAAGAGCAGCCAUUUUGACUUUUGAACUUGAGGCUUGAAGUGUUGGAAAAAGCAGAUGAAUCGGAAUAUUAGCUUUAAACCUGUGAUGCCACUCACAGUACAGAAGAGUAUUAGAGCCACAUCAUCAACAUCAUGAAUUCUGAGAUUAACGUCAAACUUCCACUAUUUCGUCGCCAUUCAACGAUGGAUGAAAGAAAAAAUAUUUAAUUACUUCUCAGAGUCAAAUAGAGUUAAUAUUUCAUAUUCUUAGUUCAGACAUUUACUCAGAUAGUAUGGAAAGAUGUUUUCUAGUAAAGUAGGAAUUUACGACGUCCGUGUACAAACUGGAAUGCACAAAUACUACAUUUCAUUUUUCAUCUCCUUCUCCUGCUCAUCUGUCCGUCUUACGCCAGGAAACCGUUGAAUCAGUUGUGUGCGUACGUAGAACUUCCCGCUAUCGUAAACUGUCCGUGCCGCCCGUUCUCAAGAGUGAAUUUCACUGUAUUUAAUUGAUAAACUGAUAACUGUGUGUUCAAGUGUCUUAAUUAUCGUUUGUGUUCAUUAGAUUAGUGUCAACCUGUCGCGCAUCAGUUGGGGAGAAAAAACCAAGAUCGUCAGUUUGGAUCGUGAUCUGCUUUUGUGUCGAUAAACAAUUUGAAAAAUUUUACCUGUAGGAUGACACGGCACUGGUUUCCCGGCGUAUUUUAAGAAAAAUAAACAAGAUGCUAAUACUGGAAAUGAGCUAAAAUGUCAUAGUUGUGAUUUUAUUUUUUAGGGCACAAGCACGAAUCCUGGCACAAAUUUGUGCGAGGAACCUAUCGUUUUCCUUCGGAUUAUUAUUACAGGUCCGGCCAAAAUGCGAUAUUACCAUAGUGCCCGUGCAUUGCCACCAAAUUUCCCAAAACUUGGUGUGAAGAUGUUAUCAAUCCAGACGUAUAAAAACUUCAACUCAACAGGAAGUCGGCCUUUUUGAAUUUUGGCGUCCAAUGAGCGAACUCGUCCAAGCGCGUUUGUCGAACCAACAUAAAAAAACAAACGUGUCAGGUUGUCCGGUUUUUUUUCUUCUUCUUGGGUGUACUCUUUUUUUUAGCAUAGCCUAGCCGUAGCAAUAUAUGUGUGUGUUUCUUCGACAUGAAUCGUGGACAACCGAUAUUGUGGCUCAUCAGUGAAGCGACACUAAUGUCUGCCUUAACAGAAAACACUAUUAGACGAUGUCGUAAAUGUGUCUGUCGACCGGGAAACAAGGCUUUUUCUGCAACAAAAAUCCGCCGUCGGAAUGGAGUCGUUUGUGAAAUAAAAGCCGCCCUGACUAGUACUUCUGUGAUAAAGAUGCUAGUUUUGUUUUGUUUUUUUUAAACUGCACUUCUUCUACGUAGCAUAAAUGGACGAUGUGUACGGACUCUGUAUCUGAAACUUAAUUGUGCUGAACAUGUUUUUUUGCGAUGGUUUUCCCAAAGGCAUCUUUUUACUCGCUGUUUUCUUGAACACUGAAAACUCAAAUACUGAAUUUGACUGUUGAGUUUCUGGUUCAUAUUCACUGCAUAUAUCAUUAAAAAUAACAAAAUACUGCACGGCUUAUGGCAAAUUUCAAAAGUGAUAAUAAUUAUUUUUUGAAAAUUUGAUGUUAACUUGAUGAACUUUGCAGUGUAAUAAAAAUAAUAAUAAUUAUAAUAAAACAUUUAUUUUACCUGGAUUAAAACAGAUUAAAAUGUAGGUUAUAUAGAGGUUAAAAUAGUGGUUUAUUUUUUGGACAAAAAAUAAUACAUUUUAAACAUUUAUAACAUUUGACAUGACAUUUAAUGCUAACAGAGAGAAGGUUGGGUUUAUGACGUGUAAUACAGCCAGUCACCAGGGGGCGAGAGUGAAGAUUUGAGUUCUUUUUUUCUUUUUCUUUUUUUUUUUAAACCUACGUUUGCGACCAAUUUGUGCGUCCGACACAAUACAAUCUGCCGUUACCGCUAUCACUCCGAUUUAGUCUCUUUUACAACUUUUUACCACGUACAAUUAGGGUUAGAUUCGAGAUUGCGAACCUCUCUCUUUACAGCACGUUUGCUUGUUUUCAAUGAAGUACUCACGUCAUUCCUGCACAGAUACGCCAGUUUGUUCAGGAUGAAUUUGGGAAAACUUGUGUUUUGUGUGGAAAUCCAACGUUUCCUCUCAACGCUUUUGCCGAUAAGUGGAUUAUACAUUUUUAAAUAUCUAAUCCGUCAAAUUCUGAUUUUUGAUCGUCCAGUGGUAAUCCAAUAAUACUGACUUUCAGAGAUUAUGCUACUACUGCAUGGCUGUUUGUUUGACAAGCAAAUACAUUUUAUCUCUUCACUUUUAGUUUCUUUAAUGCACAGGAAGCAGAGUGCAAAAGCCAAGGAUUAUAAUAAUUAUUGUUAUUAUUAUUAUUAUUAUUAUUAUUAUUAUUAUUAAUAAAGUUAUUAUUAUUGUGUUGAUUGGCAGUGAAGUAGGUCGGAAAGGUGUUGCAGCUUUGACGUGUUGCAACACUGCUGUAGAAACUAUUUUUUUGAGUGUGUCUUUGAUUUUCUACCUUUGUGUUUUUGUUGCAUUGAGGAUCUAAAGGUAAUUUGCUUUCCCCCGCGAACGCUGUUCUUUCUACUUUAACAUAAUUUUUUCAUCCAGUGUCACAUGAACUCUGUACAUAAAGCCAAACAGAAACAACAGAAGAUAUUUUUGUUCUAUUGGUGUAAACAUAUUGUGAAUAAAGUCUCAUUGUUGAUUGGA